Molecule: messenger RNA, 822 nt
Organism: Aspergillus homomorphus CBS 101889
Lineage: Eukaryota; Fungi; Ascomycota; Eurotiomycetes; Eurotiales; Aspergillaceae
Product: lipase family protein
Exons: 2
Coding region: 1-822 (273 amino acids)
Biological process (GO): lipid catabolic process
Source: RefSeq, a predicted model, not a curated record
AUGUAUCUCUACAAAUAUUUUGUUGCGGCACUUUCUGCGAUCCCUGCAUGUAAAGCACUCCCCCAGCAACAGCAAAGGGAUUCGCCAACCACAAUCACCUCCGAUGCCCUGAGCUCCUUCAACUUUUGGGUUCAGUAUGCGGCCGCUGCUUACUGCGAGUCCAACUACAUCUCCCAGAUAGGCCACAAGCUGACCUGUUGGGCGGGCAACUGUCCCCAAGUUGAGGCCGCCAAUGCCACGUUUCUGCUGGACUUCUCCAACACCACUGCCACAGACACUGCCGGCUUCCUCGCACUCGACCACGCCCAUGAGGCCAUCAUCCUCUCAUUCCGAGGCUCCUACUCCCUACGCAACUGGCUUAGCGACGCAACGUUCUUUUACGCGGAUCCUCAUCUUUGCACCGGCUGUCAAGCCGUGCUUGGGUUCUGGAGUUCCUGGACCAACGUGCGGGAGAAUGUGACUGCAGCCCUUACCAGCGCCCGCGCCCAAAACCCGGUAUAUGAACUUGUAGUCGUCGGACAUAGUCUGGGCGCGGCUAUCGCGACCCUCGCCGCAGCAGAUCUACGACACCAGGGCGAGAAAGCCACGCUGUACGCCUUUGCAUCGCCCCGUGUAGCCAACCCGGUCCUAGCCAAGUAUAUCACGACCCAACAGGACCAGAACCAGGGCACGAACUAUCGCUUCACACACACGGACGACCCCGUGCCCAAUCUACCUCUACAAUUCAUGGGCUAUGCACAUAUCAGCCCCGAAUGUGAUCACUGCCCCGGACAAUUCGACCGUCUCAACCAGUCGGGUCGUCGUGUAUGCCGACGGGGAUAG